This is a messenger RNA of Drosophila ficusphila, 3602 nucleotides long. RefSeq lists its product as uncharacterized. The record is from RefSeq and is a predicted model, not a curated record. NCBI's taxonomy places the organism in Eukaryota, Metazoa, Arthropoda, Insecta, Diptera, Drosophilidae. Gene Ontology annotation, cellular component: membrane.
AGUUUCUUCAGUAUAACGGUAUACGUCGAUGGCACAGCAACGCAUUCCCAGAAGUCGAGUCCCCAUCCGUAUUUGUCCACACAUCCAUAUGUCCAUCUAAGGGUUUUCGCUUGCAAUCUGUGAAAAACUGCAGCGUUUGACAUUUUCACCAGUCGGUACCAGUGCAUAGUGCCCCCCUCUUAGGACUUAAAUAACCAAAGGACUCGAAAAGUGCCGUUAAACAAGUGGAAUUGCAAGAAAUAUUGCACGCCCACGCGAAAAGUGCAAAAGACAGUAGGGGAGGCGAAAAGUUCGGAGAGCAACCACCAGCAGCUGCGAGUGUGGGAGUCGAAAAUCAAUAAAAACGUCGACGUCGUCGUUUUGGCCAGAUCCCCAUUAACCGGCCAUAUGGCAGCAGUGGUCGUGCAGUGCUAGACAGAUUCCAUUCGCAAUUUCCGAACAAGGGCCAUAGUGCAAAGAAAUUUCGCAAGUGCAACCGUUCGCCAAGUGCAAAAUGGCGGCCCGCCUGGAAAUCACCGUUAGCUUCGCACUCGCUGCAGCGCUGCUCUGCUGCAUAUUGGGUCAAUGCGAAAUGUCCGUUUAUCCAGGACUGCGCCGCCGACCCAUUCAGGCGCCCGUGAUGGAUCCGCAGAGCGAACAGGAGUACGCCUUCCUGUCCCAGAUGAUGGAGCAGUACGCCCGGCGUCGGCUCCAGCAGCAGUUCGACCAGCAGUUGCAAGAGAUCAACCUGAAGAUGGACCGCCAGCGGGAGCUGCUGGAGCGGGAGCGCUACCGCCAACGACAGCAGGAGCUGGAGGUACAGCGAGAGGCGGAGGAGGACUACGAGAGCAACAGAAACAGCCUCAAUCAACAGUACGACCAAUACGACAACGCAGAAGCCGAGGCCAGCUACGGCAGUCCGCUAGAAGGGGUGCCGGAUGUCCAGAGUCCACCGCUGUACCUGCCCCGCCUGCCCAAUCUGCCACCGCUGCCCAGUCUGCCCAAUCACCGGCUUGGGAACUCCCCGAAUCGCAACAGCGUGCUCCGCGAGCGCAUUCCCUUCGCCGUGGGCCCCAACGAUGCCCGCUUCUUCGAUAACCCUAACGACCCUUCGGGGGAGCUGGAUUCCCGGGCGCUGGAUGACUACGAGGAGUACGCUCCCAUUGAGCCCACGCCCGAGGUGGCCACUACCGCCAGCAAGACCAAGGUAGCUACGCCAGUGCCAGCUCCCGUACCCGUCGAUCCCCCAAAACAUCUGGACGCCGCCAACGCCAACUUCCACCGCAUCAAGCCACAGUCUGUGGCCGCCGCAGCCGUGGCGGGAGUUAAUCUGCCCCAGACCAAGGACCAAACGCCGCACGAACUCAAUGCGCUGAUCAACAAACUGCAAAAGCAGAGCAAGUCGCCAACCCAUCUCAACCUAGUUAAUGCCGGCGAUUCCGCCCAGGAGCAGAUUGUGCUUCGUCAGCACUUGGGCAUGAACAGUGAGAUGGGGGUGUACAUAGUGGCACUGAUCGCGGGCGUUAGUGCGGCAGUGACCGUUGGGCUGCUGGCCCUCGGAGUGACUUGGUUCCACAAUCGUCACAAGGCGGCUGCAGACGUGGAGUAUCCCGCCUACGGAGUCACUGGUCCCAACAAGGACGUCUCGCCGUCUGGCGACAGGAAGCUGGCACAGAGCGCCCAGAUGUACCACUACCAGCACCAGAAGCAGCAAAUCAUCGCAAUGGAGAACCAGGCCACGGAUGGCAGCUGUGGCAUGUCGGACGUCGAGAGCGACGAUGACAACGAGGAGGGCGACUACACGGUGUACGAGUGCCCGGGUCUGGCGCCCACCGGCGAAAUGGAGGUAAAGAAUCCGCUCUUCCUGGAUGAGACGCCGGCCACGCCAGCCAACAACUUGUCGUCGAAGUCCGCUGGAGCUGCAAAUGCGACAGCCGCCACAAACAACAACAUCACGCAGGCCACUCCCCAGCAGCCGGCUACCCAGAAGAAGGGUACGGUCAAGCCGAACAUGAACCUCCAGCUCGUGAACGCCGCCGCCACCGCUGCAGCAGCCUCAUCGGCAUCAGCAACGGCCGGAAGCGAGGAGCCGAAGCAGAAGCGCAAGAGCAAGAAGUAAGGUGGCUGGUCUUUGAUUUCCCUCAUGGGGCAAUUGGUAAAGUUUGACUGAUCCAUUGUCAGCCAACAGACACAUCCUCUCACACAGAUUCAGAAACAGAUCGGACUAGGUGUAGAAGCAUGUAUUCCUAAAAGAUAGUCCAGGGAAUCUAAUUCCAGGAGCGGAGCCAAUCACAUACACGACACGCAGUCCACUGUCUCUAAUCUUCCCUAAAUGCAUAAGUCCUGUAUUGUAAUGUAACCGCAUCGCUAUGCCGUAAUAAGAGCUCCCAGCACGCCUAAGCCACUGGACCGUAAAUCCCGUGUGUCCCAUAUCCAUCCACCCACUUUCCGCCCGCUGUCAGUUGCACAACGCUGCUGAUUCCAUAACGAUCCGAGAUGUGUAUUUUCACUUGUGCGGAGCAGCGGGAAGAGUUAUUGUAUAUCAACCUUUUUUGGACUCUGCGAUUUGUUGGAAUACUUUAAGGUGUGGAGAAAAAAGCUGAGGAGAAGCGGAAACCAACCAAAGCUAACUAACAUAUUAUAUUAUUAUAAAUAUAUGUAUACACACACAUACAUAUUUAUAUAUAGAUAUAUAUUCAUGUAAUUAUUGUAUCAUAUACACGAAGGCGGACCGGACACCUUUUUACUAACCUGUCUGAGUGGUGUACUAUCUUUUUCUCAUUUUUACUACGCUUUGUGAUCAAUCCUAAAUUAUCUGUGUCAAUUUAGAAAUACAAUUCUGGUAACCAACCUGUAUGCAAGCAAACAUAUUUAGUGGAGAAGGAGACGCGACUGGAGGAGAAGAGGAUUAUUUACAAGUAAAACUUACAAUAAUUUCCCUGCACAUUCAUGUAAAGUAAAUGAAAAACGACUGAUAACACACAAAGAAAACACGCGUCUAUUGUACAAAAAGAAACGAAACGAAAGAAACAAUUUAUUUACUGAUUAGUGAGAGAUUAGCAAAGAAAACUAUCAACGGAAAAAAUUCCCAGACCCCAAGUCAACUAUAGGAAACUGUAGCGAACAUUUAACUAUAUUAUAUUCUCAAUUGCUGUAAAUAAACAUGAAACAUUGGGCGAAGAAUGAACGUUAGGAACCAUUACGGCCGAAACAAUACACUGAAUACAACAGAAUUGAAGAACUUGCGAGUUCAAAAACUAGCUAAACAAAACAGAACACGAAUUAUAUUACUAUUGACUAGUCGAAAAUGCAAAGCAUCAUGGAGCAUUGAAAAUUGAAUUUGAAAAUCGAAACUGACUUGCCACAAUAAAAUGCGCGUAGCAUACGAAUGUACGUUAAGCGUAAUGUUGAGUUUGAAAUAUAUAUUUUAUGGUGUUUUCCACAGACACAAGAAUAUAGUCCGAACUCAAUCGAGAACUUGAUACGCGAAAUUGCGAGCGGAGCAGCAGAGAACCCACAUAUAUUGUGAAUAAAAACCAUAAUUUAAUUUAUUUAUGUAUGAUAACCGUAACAACACAAAUUAUACAAUAUGCAUACAUAAUAAACUAAACUAACCGAAAAAA